CUUGCAAAGGCUCUGCGGGCCAGAUGAAAUGGCUUGGUGGGCCGCAUGUGGCCCCCGGGCCUGAGUUUGCCCACCUCUGUCCUAAUGGGAGAACUGAAUGACACUGAGAGUCCCUGUCCUAGUGGGAUGCAGGGUCCAGGUAGUGCGAUGCAGAUACCAGGAACUAGAGAUUACUGUAGAUUAUAACCCAGUUCCUUUAUCCACCGACAUCUCAUUCCAUGUUAUUCAUUUCAGUGAUGGUAUUUAUGAGAACUGAACUCUGUUCAGCUGUGCAGUUUGUACACGUACAGAUUUUUAUAUUUUUAGUUUUGCUGGCUCAACACAGGUUGGCUUGUAAUGUGAGGUAAUGUGAGGAGAGCUUAGCAGGUUCUAAAUUCUCUCAGGGAAAAUCUUUAAAGGUGCAUUGUGUAGGAUGGUGGCCAGAGUAGGUAUUGCAACUAUGCUGCUGCUCAUUGAAACUUUGCCACCUAUUUCCAAAUGUUUUCAUGAAUAUUUACUGAGCAAUGAGUACUAACAUUUAUUAGUAUGAUCAAAUUACAGUACGUUUUGCAGCUACAAAUGUCUAUUUCUGGAAAUUAAAAUUGGCGGACAUGGAGAAGAUCCGCCUUUUCAUGUAUGAAAAGUGUAAAUUUCCCUGUCAUAAUGAAUACCUAGAAUUUGAUGUUGGUGGUAAGUAUUUGUUAAAAAUGAAAUGUUUGUGAAUGGGCAGCAUGAGUUUUGGAAAUACCGGUAAACUACUAAAAAUAUUACACAGUGCAUCUUUAAAAAAAAAUACCGAAAGGCAUUUUAGAGAGGCUCUGAAAAAGCUGAGUGACGUUGCUCGUCAUUGCAGCCGUCAUUGCCGUCUGGAUAUGUCAACCACCUCUUCCCUGUUCUCACACACAGCCAAGAACAACCAUCACAUGCGCAGAACACCUGAAUGAAUGAACGAACGAACGUACCUGCAGCAGCCUGGAACAGUCAGACUCAUUCUGUACUAUGUGAGUUCUUAGUAGGCCUGCUUUGACCUGUAGUGCGUUUGGCCUAUUGGUAACUAAUCUUGUUUAACGUACAGUAGCCCUAAUACUCUUGCAUAAUGUCUGACGGCAGACAUCAACCGUUUCCAGGUCAGCCUGUGCUCUAUUUUGAAAAAAAAACAAAAAAAAAACAGGGUCCUUGGGUCUCGGUUUCUUAUUUCUUCAAAACAACUAUUAAAAAGCAUACUGCGCAAUGUUUGAGAAUGUUAAUGUUAAAUAGGAUAUAGUAUAGAUACUAAUUAGAUUCUCAGAGCUGCUCUCAUACAAGUCAAGUCAAGACAAGUCAAGUUGGUUUUAUUGUCAAUUUCUUUACAUGCACUGGUCAUACAAAGAAUUUGAAAUUACGUUUCUUGCUUUCCCAUGCAGACAUAGACUAAUCUAGGUAAGGACAUAGACAGUAUAGACAUAGACAGUACUCAUACAUGGACAUAAGACAGUAUGGACAUAGACAGUGCUCAUACAGACAUUUAAAGUGCAGGACUGGACAACAGAAGACUUGUGUGUUUCAUUCAUGCAUGAAGGGGAUGUCGAACAGAGCAGGGAUUAAGGUACACCUAAAUAAAACCAGGAGAUUAAGAAACAUGACACCGCCUUAAUCUGGGGAUGUCCCUGAGAUUAUGAGAUGGGCUGGAAAGGAGGUUGCAUUCUAGCUGGUGUCUCUAGGAUGUACAAGCAACAGCAGCAGAUGAGGUCUUGCCUCCCCAAUGGAAGAGAGGAGCUCUGUCACCGUGUCUCUCUCUGAGGUUUUACAAUAAGGAUUCCAUCAAUACGUUUUUUGGAUACAGUGGAUAUUUUCUUUGGUUAUCAAGAUUGAAUCUGGCUAUCUUGAUUGAGAUCUGAAGACCAGAAGUGCCUUUGAGAUGCUUGGGAUUAUAGGAGACAAGCAGAACAGUCUGUUUGAUUGACAGGCGAGCCGUUGUACAGGGUAAGAUGUUUAUCUGAGUCAGUGCGACGUGAGAUGCAUUAAUGACCAGCUAUCAAUAUUUGAUCAUAUGUGAUUCCUCAAUCUGUGUUAAAUCUUUGGUGCUGUUUUAAAUCUAUGGUGAUGACUACCUUUGUUGAGUAGAGAUCGGUUAUCGUCUGACUUACAUCAUUACUUUUCUCUGUAUUCUGUUCAUGCUAAAUUGAGUACUGUAAAGAAUUUUGCUCACAGACGCAUGCAAAGCAAAUCACCAAUGCUUGAUGCUUAAUCAUAUUUACUGGUCAAAGUCUUUUGUGCUUUGAUGUCAUUUCAUGUACAGUAAAGCUGAAACAGAUUUGGAUAUUGAGCAGAUGUUCAAUCUUACAGUAGUUCUAAUUCCAUGUUUAGCCACAAUGUGUAAGUAAUGCAUGUUUGUUUGUAGGAUCCGCUCUCCAAACACUAAAGUCUUUGGUGGAAAACUCCUUCAAGAAAAGUUCUCAGAGGAAUAAGCAACACAGUUCAGCCUGAUACAUGACACAGAUGAGGAUCUAUUGUCCAUUACCACAACUCACCACUAGUUGGCGUGUGGCUGUGGCUGGUGCAUAAGCAACUCGCACAGCACUGCCAUCAGUGCCAAUGCCGGCAGGGGACCCCCAUCCCAUGAUCCUGAAGGGGCCGCGGCACAGCCUCUGGAGCCUGUCGGAGUCAGAAUGCAGCAAAGAGGAAGAGGAAGGGGGGCUGAAGAAGCAGCUCACGCCGCUGGAGCGCUUGACCAUGAACAUGUGCCACGACGAGAAGACCGUCAAGGAGCUGCUGGUGGGCCGCAGAGUGGGCUUCUACCAGAUCCGCGGGGAGAUAGGCUGCGGGAGCUUCUCCAAGGUCAAGCUGGCCUUCCAUGCACUCACAAAAGACAAGGUUGCCAUCAAGAUCAUGGACAAGUUGCGGCUGGAUGCCGAGUCACAGCGCAUGUUGGCCCGGGAGAUCUCCAGCAUGGAGUCGCUGCAGCACCCCAACGUGGUGCGGCUGUACGAGGUGAUGGAGUCGCCCAGUCGCGUCUACAUGGUGCUGGAGUACGCCGGCGGGGGCGACCUGCACAGCCGCAUUACGACGCACGGCCGGCUUCACGACGCCUUCAGCAAGAUCGUCUUCGCCCAGGUCCUGUCUGCCAUCAAACACAUGCAUGAGAACAACGUCAUCCACCGCGACCUGAAGGCUGAGAACGUGCUCUUCACGGGCGCGGCGUGCAUCAAGGUGGCGGACCUGGGCUUCAGCACGCGCCUCAAGAACCGCUCCGACCUGCUGGACACCUUUUGCGGCUCGCCUCCGUACGCCGCGCCCGAGCUCUUCCGCGACGACAACUACGUGGGCCCCGCCGUGGACAUCUGGGCCAUGGGCGUGCUCCUCUUCUUCAUGGUGACGGGCUCCAUGCCCUUCCGCGCCGAGACGGUCAGCAAGCUGCGGCGCUGCAUCCUGGAGGGCGAGUACAGCCUGCCCACCUGGGUGUCGGCGCCGUGCCAGCGGCUGAUCCGCGGCAUCCUGCGCCAGGACCCGGCCGAGCGCUGCGCCCUGGACCAGAUGCUGGGCUGCGAGUGGCUGCUGCCCGUGGAGAUGUGCCGGCCGCGGGCGCCGCUGGACCUCAACCCCAUGACCCUGGUGGAGGCGGACCCCGACGACCUGCUGGAGGAGGAGGAGGAGGCCAAGGCCCGCAUGGAGGAGCUGGGCAUCACCAUGGAGCACAUCACCAACAACCAGGGCAAAGGCAGCCGCAGCCCCUUCACCGGGGUCUACCGCAUCCUGGUCCAUCGGGCGCAGAGGAGCCGCGGCGACGAGAGCCUGCCGGUCAUCAGGGGCGUGGUGAAGGACCCCAAGAGGGACAGCCUGCGUGCCUACAGGAGCCUGCGGCACACCUCCAAGCUCUGUGUUGUCGCCUGAUUGGCCUGGAGUCGACUUUGCCCAAGAGAUAUUUGCCUGGAGUACUGUAAACCUGCAUCGUUUGUGAAUGAAUGAAUGUAUGAAUGCAUCAUGCAUUACAUCUACACAGGGAAGGUUGCUUUGAUUGAACAAUUUAUGCAAAUGCCUAAAAUACUAUAAACAUUUUUGGAUGGAUGAAUGAAUGAGUGAUUGAUUGAAUGUAAGCAGGGAAGGUUGCAUGCAAAUGCCUAAAAUGCAAAUGCCUAAAAUUCUGUAAACCUAUAGCUUUUGUGGAUGAAUGAAUGAAAGCAACAUUGCAUCAAAACACGUGGAUGUGGGACCAAUGCUUGCAAAUGCCUAAAAUACUUGACUGUUCUGUAUAAAAAAGCUGCUGUAAACCUGCAGUUCUUGUGGAUGGAUGGUUUAAAGGUAGGCCUACAUUGCCCGAAAACAAUUAGGAGAUUGUUUUGUGUUACCAAUGCAUAUAAAUGCCUGAAACAAACUUUCGCGAAUUAACUAAAAGGACUUUGCCUCACAUCACAAAGGAAGGAUUUUUUGUUUUGAUAUUGAAUGGAAAUGCACACAUUGCAAGUGCUAACGCUGUUUUUAAAACAUAUAUGCAGAAUGUAUCGCAGUAAACUUUGCACAUUGCAGCAGUAUUUGUGAUUUACUUGCAAUGUAUCGCUGACUUGCACAAAUCUGUAUGCUGAUAUUUAUCUAUGAUGUAAAAUAGAAAACCAGUACAUGCAUCCCAUCAUACCGGAUGGUGCAAAUGGCUUAUGUUCCAUAAACUAGACCUACUGUAUC
This is a messenger RNA of Engraulis encrasicolus (European anchovy), 4635 nucleotides long. RefSeq names its product NIM1 serine/threonine protein kinase (gene nim1kb). Gene Ontology annotation, molecular function: tau-protein kinase activity; ATP binding; protein serine/threonine kinase activity. Gene Ontology annotation, biological process: intracellular signal transduction; microtubule cytoskeleton organization; protein phosphorylation. Gene Ontology annotation, cellular component: cytoplasm. NCBI's taxonomy places the organism in Eukaryota, Metazoa, Chordata, Actinopteri, Clupeiformes, Engraulidae. The coding region runs from base 2554 to 3849 and encodes 431 amino acids. The transcript is spliced from 4 exons. The record is from RefSeq and is a predicted model, not a curated record.